AUGAAGUUGUGUUAUAAAGCACUCCUGGAUGUUUAUGAAGAAAUUGAGGAUGAGAUGUCCAAGGAAGGAAGAUCAUACCUUGUUUACUUUGCAACAGAUGCGAUGAAAAAACUUGUUCAAGCCUAUUUUGUUGAAGCCAAGUGGUUUAACGAAGGAUAUAUACCCACAAUGGAUGAGUAUAUGAGUAAUGCUUUAAAAUCUAGUGGCUACCCUACAGUUAUAACCAUAUCUUUUGUUGGCAUGGGAGAUAUAGUAACACGAGAGGUCUUCGAAUGGGUCUCCCAGGAGCCUAAGAUUGUUAAAGCAGCAUCAACCAUAAGCAGACUAAUGGAUGACAUUGUCUCCCAAGAGUUUGAGCAAAAGAGAGAGCAUUUUGUCUCAAGCAUUGAUUGCUACAUGAAGCAACAUGGUGUCUCAAAAGAAGAGGUACAUAACGAAUUUCAAAAGCAAAUCGAGAAUGCAUGGAAGGAUAUAAACCAAGGGUGCCUUAGACCUACCCAAGUGCCAAUGCCUCUCCUCACACGAGUUCUCAAUUUCUCACAAGUAAUGGAUCUGCUUUACAAGGAUGGAGAUGCAUACACAUAUUGGAGAAGUGCUGAUACAGGGUGUUACUUCAUUGCUUGUUGA
Messenger RNA from Quercus robur (English oak), 627 nucleotides. Its product is annotated as probable terpene synthase 2. NCBI's taxonomy places the organism in Eukaryota, Viridiplantae, Streptophyta, Magnoliopsida, Fagales, Fagaceae. Bases 1 to 627 code for a protein of 208 amino acids. The record is from RefSeq and is a predicted model, not a curated record. The transcript is spliced from 3 exons. Gene Ontology annotation, molecular function: terpene synthase activity; magnesium ion binding.